UUAAGCAAUUGCAGUUUCAGAUUGUUUAUUACCAGACGUGUCGACAAGAGGAAGAGGCAACGUAUGACGUUCUUGUCUCGUUUGGAUCGUCUGGGAGCAUUCACGGCACACCUGAAGCAUACCUCUUCAGGAUUCAGUACAAAUCGUGCUCUCUCACUUGAAGGACCAACACUAACAUUCGUGCAAGUGCAAUUUCGAAUUUCAAAUUUUUAUUUCUACUGAUUUUUACGGAAAUGGGAGGGCCUGAAUUCCUAUUUUUCCUGGGACUUUUGGCCUUUGGAUACACUACCAAGUGUCCCAGUCAGGAACUCAAUCCUCAACGAGAAAUCCUCUGUUACAUUUCAUCAAAUGAUUUGAAGCAAUUCGAAAAUUCAAUUUGCCGAUGCACAACGAUUGUGUUCAAGGGUCAUAAUCUUCAGGAUCUUGCGGUUUCCGCUUUUCGGGGAAUCCGAGAGUCUUUGAAGAAAAUCAAUCCAACUAUUCAAUUUGUCGUCAGCAUCGAUGACCAUCAAGAGUCAUUGAAAACUUCUGCAGCAGCUAUUCCGCAAGCAAUCGCCGCAAUUUGUGCAAUUUUGAAAGAGGUUGACGGUGUAGAAUUGAAUAUAACUGCAGGCAAUAAAGAACGUUUAGUGCAUUUUAUUCAGGGCUUGAGAGAAGAAAUGAGUAGAAAAUCUGAAAUGAAAAGAAUUUUAUUAGCAUUGCCACAAAAAAAUGAACACCUUGUGAAGGAGUUUGACUUGAAAAGUCUCGUAAAAUAUGUCGAUUUGUUUACCGUCCCCACGCAUUAUCUCAUGGGUGAUGAUGAUUUAUUUAAAACUUUUCAUCCUUCGAGAUUGAUGGGACUGUCUGAUCUUUUGAAUACAGAUAAUUUGGUGGAUCUUAUCCAUGGCCUUGGUGUUGAUAAAGGGAAGAUAGUAAUUUCUGUGCCAGCGAGUGGAUAUAAAUUUACUCUCCAGGAUUCAAAGAAUAAUGCACUCGGUGCACCUACAGUCGACGAAAAGCCGGUGAUAAUCGAUCGAAAGGAAUUCUGUGAAAUUAUCAAAAACGGGGAAUGGAUAAUUGAACGAGAGGGUGAUCUUACAGCUCCUUACAUUUUCAAUGGAUUGACUUGGAUUGCAUUCGAGGAUGAAAUUUCCACAAAAAUCAAGGGCAAGUACGUUCUUCUUCGAGACAUAGCCGGUCUUGCGAUCCAUGAUGUAGCAAAUGACUCCACAACGAACUGCAGCAAAAGCAUUCUUGAGGAAAUCUAUCACUCCUUUACUGAUAACCAGAGAAAAACUCGAGAAGCCGUCCUGAAUUCACUCGAAACAGAUAUUAAAAAUACGGCAAGUCCAUAUCCAAAUAGUGUGAAAUCCUCCAACUUCAGGAUAGUUCAAGUGGUUGAUAGUGGAGGUAACGUUCGUGCUGUCAGAGAAAAUAAGCAAACUGAGUUUAUCUGUAUGAAACAAGGCCACUUUGUACACCCGAAGAGCUGCAACAGGUUUUACCGCUGUGUAAAAUUCAAUCAACAAGUUGAAAACUACAGUGUAUUCGAGUUUGAUUGUCCCGAUGGUUUGUCAUUCGAUGAACGAACUGAAGUAUGUGUCUGGCCUGGUUCUAUGCCAAAAGGUUCACCUUGUCCCGGAAGCAGCGAAAUCGCACCAACAGCUCCACGAAGAUUCCGCUGUCCUGGAGAAGGUUAUUACGCUGAUCCUAACAACUGCAGAUGGUUCUUCGCCUGUAUGAAUUUAGGACAGGAUGAUAUGACACCAUACGAAUUCCGAUGUCCUUACGGAUUGGUGUUUGAUGAAAAAAAAUUAGUGUGCGAUUGGCCAUGGCUAGUGCCCGCCUGUGCUGGUAAAAAUUACAACUACGGUGGGGAGAACAUCUACGGUACUCUAGAUUUUGGUGUUUCAAAUUCCGUAAAACAUGGAGAAAAUAAUGGCCCAUCCAAUAAUUCUGCGCGAGAGUACUCAAACCGCUAUGAUCAUUCGUCACAUGGACACGAAAAAAAUUACACGAAAAAAAUCCACUCCUCUCUAAAUCACGUCACAGAAGCCGCAGAUAAUUCUAAAGGAAACAGUAAUCCUUCACAACCCAGGGAUAAAGAAAACCCACAAAUCAAAAAAAAUUAUACCACCACUUUAAAACCUACCCAGAAUAAUGAAGCAACAAUAGCCCCAGAGGGUGGUUUGAUUUCAACUAUUCCAUCUCAAGAUAAUAUUUUCCCGUCAACACCGAAGUAUCGAGAUUAUUCGGUAGAUGGUGGAAAAUUAACUGAAAUCUCAGUAAAUAUUGGAAGUCCAAAUGCGCAGGAAAUUUCAUCUAAACCGGACGAAGCAACGUCAAGUGAAUCAUCUAUUCAAACAAGCAAUUCUGUUGGAAUAAUAUCGAGUAUAAAUCGUCCUAUAUAUGUUCCGACACAAAGUGAAAAACCCGGCUUUGGGAUUUCCAUAAAUUCGAAUGCAGACUAUGAUUUAUUACAAGAUAAUCCAAAAAAUAGAGAGAUCAAUUUGGGAAAGGGUAUUGGUCUCACUGGAUCCGAUGUGUCUGGUGUUACUUCAAGGAUUUCUAUUGGGAAUGCAUAUCAUCCUAAUCAAGCCAGUACUAUUGGCAUUAAAACUCAAUCGAAAUAUUAUCCAGGUGUAUCGAAUACAUUUGGUUCAAUACAAUCGACUAAGCAAUAUAAUACAAACAGCGCCGGAGAAAUUCAAUUCCCGUACACUCCAGCGAUAAAUCGAGGAAUAACAAAUAAUCAAUUCGGACAAAACAAACAACCUGGAAUAGCGUUUGGAAAUACUGGAGGAAGCCAAACAUCUUUUCUCAAUGAAAUUCAUUCGGGUGUAACGCCUGCCCUUCCCUCAGGAAAAUUAGGAUUUCAUUAUUCCACUAACCCCUAUGUAACCUCGUCGGAAAUUACAACAUUUGGUACACAAAAUGCAAUAUUAAAUGGAGUUACUCGAGAAAAAUUACCAGAUGAUUAUUCGGUGGCAAUACCCAAGGGCUCUCAUGGCAACCAAUUUUUCACCAAUUACGCUUCUAAGGACCCAAUCAAUGGGGGAAAUCCCUUCCUACCAUCGACACCUGCAGCACCCUUUAAAGGAAGUAAUAGAAAUGAAUUAUCUGUGAAUUAUCCAAUCAGUAAUUCGGGGUAUAAAGGAAAUCCCUUUCUCCCAUCAACACCGUCCACACCCGGCGACAGAGUUAAUAAUAAUGAAUUUUUCGUAAAUCAACCGUCCAUUAAUUCGGGAUAUAAAGGAAAUCCAUUCCUCCCACCGACACCAGCUCCAAAUUAUGAGGGAGGAGUGGGAACACCAAUUUUCACAUAUCCAUCUAGAAAUCCACUGUAUAAGGGAAAUCCAUUUCUUCCGCCAACAUCAGCCACCGGCUCUGGCAAUAAAUAUUAUCCAAAUCAAGCCGGUAAUUCUGCCGAAGUUACACUGAGACCUUCUAGCGGCAAUUCUUACAAGACUAAUGAGUAUUAUGACAACGGGGGUCGCAGCACAAUUCGUUACAACAAUGGUUUAAUCACCCAUAAAUAUACGGAGGAUGAUAUUAAAAGUGGAAAAAUUCCGUACCAAACUCUUUCACCGUGGAUACCUGGAAAUCAAACGUCUAGCCCUAUUGCGGGAAUUUAUACGGCGCCAGAUUUUAUUAAAACAGUCCCCGCAAAAACAGGAAUAACAAAAGCGCAAUUGGGUGGAAGUGGAACGUAUGUUGUGGGAUCUUAUAAACCGACACCAAUAACAGAAAGCAAUACAAUUCAAAUUGGGGAAAAUGCUUUCAGUAGUUUAAAUAAUAUACUGCAAUCAACACUGCAAGCCAAGUCUAUUCCCAAUAGCCCUAUUUUGAAAAAUUCACAGUCAUAUAUAAAACGUAUAGAAUCCACGACCGUGGCUUACGAUAAAAAGGGAGAAAUUACAACUCAAACGCCUAUUUACAAUAUUCAAAUUGAUAAUAAACCAGGAAUAACUUCGAGACCAGUAGAUAUUAAUACUUUCUCAAAAGUAUCAGAAAUAUCCCCUACGGCACCUUCGACUCCGCUUUCUGUUUCAUCGACUGCAGAAUCCAUUGUGGAUACGACUAGAAAACUAUCAAGCGAUGGUUACAAAUUCAAGUCGUCAACUUCAAUACCCGAUGCUGGCCUUUUUUCUCAGCCAUUCACAAGACCGACUUCCUCCUCUAGCGUAGGAAAGAAUCUCAGAGACAACCAAAUUGAUAAUCAAGAUGAUAAAAACGAUAAAUUCUCGAGUAUAUCGUCCACAGAUUUUAAAAAUGAUCAAGGAAAUUAUGGACAAUCAACUCAGACUGUCGAUGAAGGAUACGACUACGAAGAUCGAAGUACGAGCUUUGGACAAAAAAUUUCCCAAAAUAAAAUAGAGUCCAAUGAUUUAAAUACGCAAUUCGACACCUCCACGAAAUCCAGGUUUGAGAAUUCAGCAUCGACUACAUUGUCGGCACCGGCAGACACGUAUGAUGCCACACCCACACGAAUUACGCCAAUUGAUGUAAAUUACAAUUACCCUAGACCUAAUUCACUUCCUCCAACCGGUGAGCAGACAAUCAAGCCAAUAUUGGUACAGCAAACAAAAGAAACAACAAAGGAAUCCCCCAAACCCGGAAAUAAUUACAAUCGAGGAACUUCCAAGUAUCGACCAACUCAUGAUCAAUACGACGAUACGGAAAUCAAUAAAAAUAAUCCAAUAAAAGUAACGACUCAACAACCGGCUGUGACAACCUACAAUGGAGGUUACAAAGAUUCAUCAGCGAUCCCAUCAUCUGGAAUUGUUAAAAUAGAGAAAGGAGGAAAGGUUGUAGUUAAAUACAGUGAUUUACAUCCUGUUCUACUUGAAAAAUUGGAGGCUGAAUGCACCUGCCGAUCCGAUCCGUUUGCUCUUCACAAAAGUAAUAAACCGCUCUUGAUCGAUUCAUCGAAAGGAAUUAUUGACCUGGCAAACUACGAUGAAUCGGACAUUGACGUCGAUCUGGGAACCAAUAAAGGAUAUAGUGAGAAUAUUGGACUGACAACCACAUCUUCAUCGGAAAAAUUCACAUCUAACGUAAAAAUUUCCAGAAAACGUACUUUAACUCUGGAUGGAAAUAUCGAUACGAGUAAAUCAAGAGAUGGCAAAAACCUGUCUCAUUUUGAAAAUUAUCGGGACGGUAAUCAAAAUAAUGAAACAUUUGAUACCGAUGAAAUUGAAUUUUUAGGAGUCGAUCCAGAAGGCAAAGAGGAAUGCGCACGUGCAGGGCUUUUUAGGCACCCGAAAUUUUGUAAUAAAUUUUACGUUUGCCACUGGGAUCAAGCGGAGGAAAAAUUUAUACUCAAUUUAUCCGACUGCCCAGUGCAUUUAUCAUUCGAUAGUAGAGCUGGAGCUUGUAAUUGGCCCAGUGAUGGACCAGCAUGUCAAAGCGAUCAUCUUCUCGUUUGAAUCAUAUAAUUUUAUCGAUUGUCCAAAUUUUACUUAUAUAAUUAAUUUAUACUGAUUCGUGUAACGAUAAUUCCCCUGAUUUCUAUCCCCUGUCCAAUGGCAAAUGAAUUGAAAAUCUUUGUGAAAGUGUCUCAGCGCUACACAAACGAGUGAAAGUCGAUUGGAAGUUUUAAUCUGGAUCCUACAGUUGUGCCCUUAGAAUAGUCAAUAAAUAAAUCAAAAGCGCGAGUUGAAAUCUCACGGAGAAUAGACGAAAGGAGAAAAAAAAAUAUCUGUAUAUAAUCCAGUCUUAUUUUUUGCAGCUCGAUUUUUUCUUACAUUAUUGCUAAUAAAUCUGUCAGUAUACUC
This is a messenger RNA of Fopius arisanus, 5759 nucleotides long. RefSeq lists its product as uncharacterized. Gene Ontology annotation, biological process: carbohydrate metabolic process; chitin catabolic process. The record is from RefSeq and is a predicted model, not a curated record. Bases 234 to 5411 code for a protein of 1725 amino acids. Gene Ontology annotation, molecular function: chitin binding; chitinase activity. The transcript is spliced from 6 exons. NCBI's taxonomy places the organism in Eukaryota, Metazoa, Arthropoda, Insecta, Hymenoptera, Braconidae. Gene Ontology annotation, cellular component: extracellular region.